Molecule: messenger RNA, 1188 nt
Organism: Colletotrichum spaethianum
Lineage: Eukaryota; Fungi; Ascomycota; Sordariomycetes; Glomerellales; Glomerellaceae
Product: oleate hydroxylase FAH12
Exons: 4
Coding region: 1-1188 (395 amino acids)
Biological process (GO): lipid metabolic process
Molecular function (GO): oxidoreductase activity
Source: RefSeq, a predicted model, not a curated record
AUGGCGAACCGUCAACGUACCUCGACCACCGUGGUGGUCGAGAAGCCUCAAAAGAGCAACGAGCCCGUCUUCCCUGACAUCCAGACCAUCAGGGACGCCAUUCCGGCUCACUGCUUUGAGCCUUCGCUUGUGACAUCGUUCUACUAUGUCUUCCGCGACCUUACCAUGGUUGCUGGCCUCGUUUGGGCUGCUCUGACCUACAUCCCCGUCAUCCAAGACCCCAUCUUCCGCGCUACGGCCUGGAUGGUUUACGGCUUCGUCCAGGGCCUCAUUUGCACUGGUGUUUGGAUUCUCGGCCAUGAGUGCGGCCACGGUGCCUUCUCCAAGAACACUAAGUUGAACGACUGCGUUGGCUGGGUUCUCCACUCCUUUCUCUUGGUCCCUUACUUCUCGUGGAAGUUCUCUCACCACCGCCACCACCGUUUUACUGGUCACAUGCAAAAGGACAUGGCUUUUGUCCCUGCAACGCAGCCCAAGCCCUCCAGCAAGCCCUUGUUUGGCAGCAUCGAUCUUCACGAGCUCUUUGAAGAUGCGCCCAUCACCCAACUGAUCAACUUGAUCACUCACCAACUCUUCGGAUGGCAGGCAUACCUCUUCUUCAAUGCUACUGCUGGCAAGGGUAGCUUGCAGCGUGAAGUGAACGGUCUCGGACGUUGGUUUGGUGUCAGCCACUUCGGCCCCACUAGUGCCGUUUUCCGUCCCAAUGAGGCCAUCUUCAUUGCUAUCUCUGAUAUUGGUCUGGCUAUCACCUUCUCCGCUCUGUACAAGGCCGCCCACGUCCUUGACGUCUCCACCGUCAUGCUCCUCUACGCCGUCCCCUACUUCUGGGUCCACCACUGGCUUGUUGCCAUUACUUACCUGCAUCACAACCAUCCCGAGGUCCCCCACUACACUGAGGAGGGCUGGACCUUCGUCAAGGGUGCCCUUGCUACUGUUGAUCGCGAGUUUGGUUUCAUUGGCAAGCACCUGUUCCACGGCAUCAUCGAGAAGCAUGUCGUUCAUCACCUCUUCCCUCGGAUUCCUUUCUACAAGGCCGAUGAGGCUACUGAGUCCAUCAAGCCUCUUCUCGGUGAUCUCUACCACCGCGACGACCGCAGCUUCUUGGGUCAGCUUUGGUCUGUCUUCGGCUCCCUUAAGUAUGUGGAGCAGGACCCCAACUGCCAGGGUGCUAUGAGAUGGGCCAAAUAG